Triplophysa dalaica is the source of this 2830-nucleotide messenger RNA. It is a transcript of the gene wdsub1, whose product is annotated as WD repeat, sterile alpha motif and U-box domain containing 1. Bases 209 to 1672 code for a protein of 487 amino acids. The transcript is spliced from 13 exons. Gene Ontology annotation, biological process: protein ubiquitination. Gene Ontology annotation, molecular function: ubiquitin-protein transferase activity; protein binding. Lineage: Eukaryota; Metazoa; Chordata; Actinopteri; Cypriniformes; Nemacheilidae. The record is from RefSeq and is a predicted model, not a curated record.
GAUCACUUGAUGACAAUUUAGCAGUAAAUACGUAAAUAAAUGUAUAGUGUGUAUUUAAAUGUAAUAAGAUAUUAAAUAUAACAACAGGUUAUAACACUGCCGUGAAGUGACGUGAGUAAAUAACGGUUUCGCGACAGUUGUCCGCCGACUUCCAUUAUAAAGACAUCAGAGAGAGAGAGAGAGAGAGAGAGAGAGAGGUGCAGUAGAGAUGGUGUCUCUCAUGUGCACGUUACAGACUCACAGAGAUGAUGUCAACUGUUGUGUGUUCUCCGGCUCUCUUCUGGCCACCUGCUCGGCUGAUAAAAGCAUCUGUGUGUUCAGCACUGGAGACUUCAGCGAGAUGCCCUUCUCUCCUCUCUCUGGACACGGCUACGGCGUUCACUGCUGCUGUUUCAGCCCCUGCGGUCGAUAUCUGGCCUCCUGCUCCAUGGACGCCACCACCGUACUGUGGGACAUGGACACGGGAGAGAUCGAAGCCGUCCUGGAGCAUCCCGGCAGGAGUCCGGUCCGAGUCUGUGCCUUCUCUCCAGAUUCAUCCUAUCUGAUGUCUGGAGGAUCAGACGGGACCACCGCGCUGUGGGACUUCACCUCCAGAAGCCUGCACAAGAGCGGCUCAGCUUCUGACACCAGUAUCGUGGCGUGUUCUUUCACUCCGUGCUCUCGGCUCUUCAUCACGGGCUCUUCAUAUGGAGAUCUGAGGCUGUGGGAUCUCAACAUGAACCAUCUGCACGCAGAGAAGAACGCUCAUGACCUCGGCGUGUCCUGCUGUCAGUUUGCUCCACAGAUGACGAAGGAUGCAGAUGGCUGUGUUCAGUUUCGUCUGGCAUCAUGUGGACAGGACAGUUUGCUGAAGAUAUGGAUUGUUUCUCGUGUAUCUUCUGCAGAUGUAAAGAUGCAGCUCGCUCACACACUGACGGGUCAGUCUGCUCCUGUUCUGUCAUGUGCUUACUCUGCUGAUGGACAGAUGCUGGUGUCCGGAUCUGUGGAUAAAACGGUGACUGUGUAUCAAGCUAACGAAGGGAUCUUACUCUACACACUUAACCAACACGACAGGUAUGUGACGGCCUGCGCUUUCUCCCCCACGGCCCCCAUCAUGGCCACCGGCUCCAUGGACAAGAGUGUUAACAUCUGGAUGGUGGAGGACGGUGCUAGCGCUCACGGCAAAUCUCCUCCCGAUGAAAGUGCUUCAGUUUCAAGUCAUGAAGGCAGCAGGUUCCGAGCACACAGCAGACUGAUGGUGAGCGAGUGGUCUGAGGAGGAUGUGUUGUCAUGGUUACGGGAGGAGGGUUUGGAGACUGUGAUGGACGCGUUCAGAUCCAAUAACAUGGAUGGAGAAGAGCUGCUGUCGCUCACCAAGGAAACCCUGAGCUCUGAUCUGCACAUCGAGUCUUUGGGUGUGAGGAGUAAAGUCAUGAAGAAGAUUGAAGAGCUGAAGAUGUCUUCCGUGUGUAACGGCACUCCAGACGAGUACCUGUGUCCAAUCACACGUGAGAUCAUGAGAGAUCCGGUCAUCGCCGCAGAUGGUUACUCGUAUGAACGGGAGGCUAUCGAGAGCUGGAUCAACACAAAGAACCGCACCAGUCCAAUGACCAACCUGCCUCUCCAGACCACCCUUCUGACACCGAACCGAACUCUGAAGAUGGCCGUCUGCCGCUGGACCACCAACCAGUGAUCACAAUAAUACUGAUCUCUGACCAGUGAGGUGUGUGGCGUCACUGAGACACAUGUUAGUCAUCCAAUGGUUGUCUUCAUGACUUUACAUAAGUCCGUCACAUAAAAGGUCGAUUGGUCUCGUUUCAGUCUGAAACAUGAGUGUGUUGUGUCCAGUCUCAGUAUGUUUCAGUUUUUACUUUUGGUCAGAUUAGUUCUUAAGACACAGUCUGAACUCAGCGGCUGUGUUUAUGCAGCUGAUCUCUGAUCAGAAUUUGAUGAUCAUAAUUUGAUAAAGAACCCAUCUCUUAAAUUAAGACGGUCCUGAGUCUGAUUUGAGAUCAGAGGCAUAAACUGCUUAGACUAGUCUUACAAGUCAUCAAAUUAGUUUUCUUCAAGACUGUUCAUAACUUCUUAAAGUCAGUUACAAAGAAAGAUAGAUUGGUCUCAUUUAAAUUUGAAAAGUACGACCGAUUGGGCUUAAAUAAUUGCUAGUCAGUGAGACGCAGUUGUUAAGAGUUUGGGUUAAGUGUUUGACGCUCUUAAAUCUGAAGCAUUUAUUCAUUUGAGCUAAAGUUCAGUCUUAUGAUGUUGUCAGAAAGCUGUUUGAUAUAAAUAUGUUCAGAGGUUUAUAAAUGUUGAGCAUGAUACAGAGAAUCAUAAGAGUUAUAAACAGCAGUGGGCUGUUUAAAACCCUGAUUUAUAAUGACUGCCUAUGUUAUGAAUAACAUUGCCUAAAUAUCAUUUUAUUUACUUUAUUUUUUGAAACCUUGCCACACAUAUUUAAUAACUGUUUUAUUAAAGCAAUAAGCCGUGUGAAGCAGUGUGUUACAGAGCAUUUUAUAACAGCUGAGGAGGUUGUGGUAGUCAUUAAAACCCCCUUUGCUGUUAUAAAAAGGAACUGUAACACACUUCUUCACACGGCUUAUUGCUUUAUUAUACCACGGGGCUGUUGAAGCUUCAAUCUGAUUGGUUGACAAAUGGUCUUUGGGCAUGGAUUAUGUUUCAGUAAAUGCACACCUAUGAAGGUGUUCCAGGUCUGCCGACCACAUUACAGUUCUAAAUCACUGUGUUAACAACAGAAAGGUUAUUGUGUAGCCUACAGGACAUCACCGCACACAGCAUGUCAUCAGUUAUGACUUACAUAUUGUACUGUAGCAUUAAACACUCUUUAUCCAUU